AUGCCCCCUUCGCCCAUAAGGGAGAGAAAGGAAAUCAAAAUCAGAACGCCAGACAAUCCGGAAGAUAUACCUCGAAAACAGAAACUCUGUAAAGGAGGGAUCUCACACGAUCUUGUCCUCAAUCUAGCAAAUAUGGAUCAAAUUGAUAUCAUCACGAUCCAGGAGCCAUAUAUAUACAAAGAUACCUCAAGAAAAAUCACCAAAACUCACCCCUCCUACGAAAUCUUCACUCCAUUAGACGAUUGGAAGGAAAACCCUCGUGUCCUCACCUAUAUCAGAAAAGAAAUAGGAAUUCAGAUCAACCAGAUCAGACCGAUAAUCUCCAGAGAUCUAAUAUUUAUACAAUUAAUAUCUACAAAUAAUACAAUAUUUACCAUUAUAAAUAUUUACAACGCUCCAACACAAUGCACAGAUAGCAAUCAAGCUAUCAAGGCACUCUUUGAACUCCAAAACUUCCCAAACAACGCUAUCCUACUAGGCGACUUCAACCUCCACCACCCCAACUGGAAUCCCCUCCAUCCAUCCCCUUCAACGCUAGCCGAACCCUUUGUAGAAUGGUCAAACUCCCGGAAUCUACACCUCAUCUCCCCAAUCGGAACUCCUACUCACUCAAAGGGAAACGUCUUGGACCUCACCUUUCUCUCAGGGCCCUAUACAGCGUAUACUGCCCUCGCUAAACAACUAGAGUGCACCUCAGAUCACAGCACCCUAAAAACCUACCUUCACUGGAAUUACCGAAGCCAAAAGCCUGCAAAGAAACUCAAGCUAAAUACAUUGAAUGAAACACUCUUUAAAGACCUACUAGAAACUAAUCUCACCAAUAUUGCAGUUAUCCCCAGAACACCCUCUCUAAGAGACCUAGAUCAAGCCGCAUUAUCCCUUACACAAGCCCUUACAAAAGCCUAUAUAGGAUCUGCAAGAAGAUCCAUAAACAAGCUCCUUCAAUAA
Sclerotinia sclerotiorum 1980 UF-70 is the source of this 948-nucleotide messenger RNA. RefSeq lists its product as hypothetical. The record is from RefSeq and is a predicted model, not a curated record. The coding region runs from base 1 to 948 and encodes 315 amino acids. The transcript has 2 exons. Gene Ontology annotation, molecular function: catalytic activity. Lineage: Eukaryota; Fungi; Ascomycota; Leotiomycetes; Helotiales; Sclerotiniaceae.